UUGUCUCCAUUUAUUUGAAAAUACUAAUGAAAUUUAUCAAAAUAUGUAUUUAUUAUUUCUUAUAGUAUCCAGCUUACUAUUUAUCGCUAAUGGCACCGAUUCCGAAAUAGGUUAUUGCGAUAUAAAUAAAAAUAAUUGUGACAAUCAACUCACGCUUACCACAGACAAGUUGAUAUUUUACGAUGUGAAUCCACCUGAAGGGUUUAAUUUAAGACGAGAUGUUUACAUGAGGUUUGCUAUUAUGUUAUCGCAGGCAAUAAAGCGCGGCAGAAAGAAUUGGAAGUUAAUUUUGCCGCCAUUUCAUAGGUUAUAUCAUUGGAGAUCGACGGUGAAGAGCGAACCUAUUCCUUGGCGUGCAUUUUUUGACGUCAACGCUUUAAAAACUUUCGCGCCAAUUUUGGAACUGUACGAAAUAUUCAGUGAAAGAAAAAAUGUACAUAUUGAUACAUUGUAUGUGCUUUUAAACUUCGAAGAUCCAUUUGAAAAUGGUGUUUUUUAUGAAAAGUGGCAGAUAGUUGAGGAUUGUGAUUAUAGUGGUGAUUUUUGGGGGUACAACAACAUAACUGUGGGUGAAACUGUUUGCGUACGAUUUCAGGGAAAAAUUUCAAAAUUAUGGGAAUUAAUAUUACAACAUCCGAAGGACCAUAAUGUUAUGUUUGCACAUGGAGAGAUACCGUUACAUGAUAGUUAUGGUACAAAAACUUUUUGGGAUUGCCGUAAGAGUAUGAAAUUUAAUAAGGACCUUAUUAAAGUGGCCAAAGAGUAUAUUUCAGAAAACCUGGAUUGCAAUAAUGAUAAAUGUGAGAGUUAUAUUAGCAUACAUUGGAGACGGCAAGAUUUUGCAUACAGUCGUAGUAGUGAUGUGCCAUCAAUAGCAGGAACUGCUAUACAAAUUGAUAAUGCAUUUAAAAAACAUGCUCCAAGUAUUAAAAAAGUUUAUAUAGCAUCAGAUGCAAAGGCUUCAGAAUUCAAACAAUUGGAAUAUAAACUUUCCGAGUUAGGAUAUAAAGUCUAUAGUUACUUGCCAAGUAGAAAAGAUAUAGAGAGUUUUAAAGAUGGGGGUAUUGCAAUAAUAGACCAAAUCAUAUGUGCAUAUAGUUCAUAUUUCAUUGGUACACAUGAAAGCACCUUUACUUUCCGGAUACAGGAAGAGAGAGAAAUACUUGGUUUUGAUAGUGGCACUACAUUUAACAGACUUUGUCCUGAUAAAGGCAGAUGUGAGAGACCCUCGAAGUGGACUAUAAUCAAUUAGUUAAUGAAGUGGAUUCAUGAAAUUACCAGCUGUGCCUCAAUUUCACCUGCAUGAGAUUUAUAGCCUAUGUGUUAUUCUCUUGGAUAAGCUAUAUUACUGUAAAGUUUCAUUAAAAUCCAUUCAGUAAUUUUUGUGUGACAGAGUAACAAACGUCCGUACACACAAACUCUU
Molecule: messenger RNA, 1423 nt
Organism: Achroia grisella
Lineage: Eukaryota; Metazoa; Arthropoda; Insecta; Lepidoptera; Pyralidae
Gene: pofut2
Product: GDP-fucose protein O-fucosyltransferase 2
Exons: 1
Coding region: 44-1252 (402 amino acids)
Biological process (GO): protein O-linked glycosylation via fucose
Molecular function (GO): peptide-O-fucosyltransferase activity
Source: RefSeq, a predicted model, not a curated record